GUGUGUGGUCAUAGCAGAUCUGUCUCCAGGACAAAGGUUGGAAUCCUGGAGCUCCUCUAAACUUCAGACAUCUGUGUGUCUGGGCGGCUGCUGGCGGAGGGAAUGAGACCGGAGGGAGAGUCACAGAGGUGGGUCGCAUUUCCAGCUAACGGCAAUAAACUACACUAGGCUGGACAGGAAGAGUCUGAGCUGAAUGAUCUCAGUUAAAGUUGUCCAAGCUGAAGGGUCUAUCUGCUCAGAGGUUCUGUUAGCUUGAGCUGGGAUCAUGCCAAUCUUGGCCAUGGCAGAGCCUGCGGUGGACCAUCAGAGGCGUUUCCAGGCAGCAGUGGAUAUGAUUCACAAUCUCCCCAAAAACGGUUCCUACAGACCUUCUUAUGAGGUGAUGCUACGUUUUUACAGUCUAUACAAGCAGGCAGUGUGUGGACCAUGUGUGGUGCCUCGGCCUGGCUUCUGGGACCCAGUGGGCCGCUACAAGUGGUUGUUUGGAAUCAUCUUUGCAAUAAAUGGUCCUCAAAGGGAUGCGUGGAGCCGACUUGGGGAGAUGAGUCGGGAGAGUGCCAUGGCAGCAUAUGUGGAAGAGAUGAAGAAAGUAGCACAAGAGGUCAUCCACACCAUGCCCAUGGAUGAAACAACAGUACCAUUCUUCCACCACUUUGAGCCUCUCUACAGGGUUAUUGAUGACAUGCCCCUGCCCCCAGCAUCACUGUUCAACCUCAUUAAAGGUCCUAAAGGCAGCCAGCAGGUGGACAGCUCAACAUACAUGAAGAUUGAAGGUGAGGAGCAGGAGACAUCUCAGGAGAGUUUAGAGAGCUCUGAUCCAGCCAUGGAGCUGAACAUGCCUGAUGAUGAACACCUGCCUCCUACCAACAAUGUUCCUAAAGACUCUGGGAUGUCUGAGGGUUUGUCCUUGACCAGUGACUCGGAGAGUGAAAUCUUCUGUGACUCUGUGGACUCAGUGGAGCAGCUGAGCAACAUCAAGUCAUCUCCUGGUCAGGGGACUCACCUGGAAGCUCGCCUGGAGGGAAGACAGCUCGGAGCUGGUCAAGGUGGGGAGGGAGCAGAGGAUGGGAAGUGUCAGGAUCCCCCUAGGAGAGGCCGGGAAGGUGGGCGGGAAGGUUCCUACCACAGCUGGAGAGAACGUGGCAUUCCACAGGGAAGCCCGAGGCGGGUAGCCCCAGGUGGUGCAGGCGGCGGAGGAGCAGGUCGAGGAGGUGGUGAUGGCUCAGAAGGUGGAGCAGAGAGGAUGCACGAGACACACCUGCAGCAACAGAUAAUCCUGGCUCUACGGAGGCUAAGAGAGGACAUGAGGAGUGUCAUGGACAGACUGGAGGCGGUGGAGAGGCUUGCUGCCACUCAUGGCUCAGACUGGAGACCAUGUCUGCAGUGUACAGCUGCAGCUUCACAGCAGGAGGAGACAUGGUGGCCGUUUGAUGUGUCGUGUCAGACAGUCGUUCUUUUCAUGCUGUGGCCGUUUGUCACACAAGGUCUGGUCUACCUCCUGAGGAAGGCCCACCAGAGAAGCCGCACAUCUUCAUGAGGAUCGCUGGUAGCGCCACCUGAUGGACACAGGAAGGAGUUGUUGUUAAUCCCCACAUUCAGUGGUGGAGUGUCUGAUUUUAAGUUCCCGUCAAUAACGCUAAAGAGGAAAUUUGAUCUAAUCUACAGACUCUGUUUUAGGCCUGGUGUAGCUUAUUAAAGUGGAAUAAAAGAGGUGUAACUUAUAAUUAAAGUGGAUUAAGUUUUUAAAGGGAGUUUAAAUAAAUGACUUUCCCAUUAUUA
Girardinichthys multiradiatus is the source of this 1779-nucleotide messenger RNA. It is a transcript of the gene acbd4, whose product is annotated as acyl-CoA binding domain containing 4. Bases 266 to 1537 code for a protein of 423 amino acids. The record is from RefSeq and is a predicted model, not a curated record. The transcript is spliced from 12 exons. NCBI's taxonomy places the organism in Eukaryota, Metazoa, Chordata, Actinopteri, Cyprinodontiformes, Goodeidae. Gene Ontology annotation, molecular function: fatty-acyl-CoA binding. Gene Ontology annotation, biological process: fatty acid metabolic process; autophagy of peroxisome.